Molecule: messenger RNA, 2487 nt
Organism: Diabrotica virgifera virgifera (western corn rootworm)
Lineage: Eukaryota; Metazoa; Arthropoda; Insecta; Coleoptera; Chrysomelidae
Product: organic cation transporter-like protein
Exons: 5
Coding region: 24-1310 (428 amino acids)
Biological process (GO): transmembrane transport
Molecular function (GO): transmembrane transporter activity
Source: RefSeq, a predicted model, not a curated record
GUCUCAACAGAGGAUCUUGCAAAAUGGUCGAGUUAGAGAGUAAUGAAACGAUUCCUUGUAAAUUUGGGUACAGCUACAAUAACUCAAUGUUCGCUUCAACAAUUAUAUCAGAAUGGGACCUAAUUUGCGGAAGGGAACGACUGAUAGAUUUGUCACAAGCGACACUGAUGCUGGGUGUUCUGAUAGGGAACAUUUUAUUUGGAAUUCUGGCAGACCAAUAUGGAAGAAAACCGAUAAUAAUGCUAUGCAUAACUUUUCAAGCGCUAUUUGGCAUCGCUGCUUCCUUUGCUCCGUACUACUGGCUAUUUAUCUUUCUUCGAAGUUUGGUGGCAAUAACUAAUGGUGGCACGAUGGUUACAUCCUUUGUAAUGUGCAUGGAAGCAGUUGAAGAUAGAUGGAGAACUGUAAUACCAAUUCUAUACCAGAUACCAUUUGGUUUUGGAAACACUAUAAUGGCUGUCGUUGCUUAUUUUGUAAGAGAUUGGAGAUAUCUACAUUUUAUUCUUUCGGUUUGGUGUACUCUAUUUAUUCUAUAUUAUUGGUACAUACAAGAAUCUCCGAGAUGGCUUUUAGCAACUGGCAGAAGAACUGAAGCUAUAUUAACUAUAAAAAAGAUAGCUGAACAAUACAAUAUAGAUCAAAAAGAAUUUCAAACUUACGUAACAGAACUGUCUAAUAUAAAUUUUUUGCGAGUACCAAAAUCACCCAUAGGUGGGAUUUUUUCUAGUGGAGAAUUGAAAAAAAGGAAUACGUUGCUAUGUUUGAAUUGGAUGUUUUCGGGCAUAACCUUCUAUGCAUUUUCACAAUACUUAGGACAAAUUGGCACGAAUAUUUUCUUAACUGUUGCUACCAGUGGAUUAGUUGCUCUACCUGGAACCAUCGCAUGCAUCUUUUUAGUUGGUAAAUACGGAAGAAGAUGGACCAUAGCCAGUUCUUACUUGUUUACAGCCAGUUGCUUCUUAUUCAUUUCCCUUACACCAAAAGGAUAUUUUGAUAAUGAUUGGCUGCGAGUAGUACUGUCUGGUUUUGGAAUAAUCGGUAUAUCGGUGUCAACGCCAGCUCUAUAUCUAUUUACAGGUGAACUAUACCCUACAGUUUUACGAAAUGCCGGAGUUGGUAUAUGUCUUAUGUUUUCAAGAGUAGGAUCAAUGUUCGCACCUUUUAUAAUUACACUAGAAGAAAAGGAAGCAGCAUUACCUCUUAUUAUAUUGACUUCUAUAACUUUGCUACAGGCGCUACUAGUUUUGCUUUUACAGGAAACGAAAAAUUUAAAAUUGUUAGACACAGUUCAAGAUCUAGAGAAAAUAUAAUUUAGGUUAGGAAUUAAAGACAUUAUAAGAUUGAUACUGAACUACUAUUAAAAUGUAACUUAUGGCUUCUUAAGUUUCUUGAGCUUGAUACAAAAAUUUUGUAUCAAGGUUGAAUUAACAAAAAUCUUCAACGUAUUGAAAACGAUAUUAAAAAAGCAGUAUAAAACGAGGCUAAAGUUUUAGAAAAUAUAUUAAAUGCUGAAGCUUCAUUGAUUUAAGUGGACACAAAAUUUGCUUGCAAUGCUUUUUAAAUGUAUUAUUUUUUUUCGAAUCCUGAGAAAACUAAUUAGUGUUUUUGAAAAAUUUAAACGCUGAAUAAAAGAUUACAUUAUUAGGUACUGAGACAGAACUGAAAACCUCUAUACCUAAUGUUUAUUUCAAUAAGUUACAGGGGUGAAAACAAAGAGAAAAUUGAGUGUAAUUUUUAAUUUCAAAUAUUUUAUUCGAAAGAAACCUUUUGUUUAUUCUAAAGGACUUUCGGCCCUUUCAAUCUGAGCUAAAAUUUUUCAAAAAUAUUGAUUAGUUUUUUCAGGAUUUGAAAAAAAUGAAUGCAUUUAAAAAGCAUUGCAAGCAAAUUUUGCGCCUAUGCUAUGCUAAAUUGUAAUUGUAUAAUUAUCGUUAAAAUAAAAGUACAGUGGAACCCCGAUAAGUCGGCCCCCGAUAACCCGGAAGUUCGGCUAACCCGGACCGAUUUUCAUCAGACAAACACUUCAACAAUAAAAAUGUAUGUAAUAUAAUAUUUGAGAGAUAAUGGGUAUUUGUGUAAUUUGAACUAUACGAUAGUAAAAAUGACUCAUGGCACACGGCGCCAGAGCGACGUCCAUUUUCUCGGAUUAUCGGAAACAACAGGCACCUGUUAUUCCUUUAUUUAUUUCAAACUGUCUUAGCAUUGUUUAAAAAAGACUAAAAGACUAUUUAAAAAAUUCUUUUUUAAACAAUGGUCUUAGUCUCCACUGUUCUUAAAUAACAUAACAUCGUUCCGAUUGUGACUGUAUUGUGUAUAGUACAGUCGUAUUUCAAUUAUAACGGAGUUUAUCUGUAAGUAUACCGUAUUUUUUUUUAAUUUCUACCAAAUUCUCCGGCUAACCCGGAUUUUCGAUAACCCGGAUUGGCCGCGGUCCCGAUUAAUCCGACUUAUCGAGGUUCCACUGUAUUUAAUAAGUGUAUAGUGACUUAU